This is a messenger RNA of Pelobates fuscus (common spadefoot toad), 2649 nucleotides long. RefSeq names its product AFG3 like matrix AAA peptidase subunit 2 (gene AFG3L2). Gene Ontology annotation, cellular component: membrane; m-AAA complex. The record is from RefSeq and is a predicted model, not a curated record. Gene Ontology annotation, molecular function: ATP hydrolysis activity; ATP-dependent peptidase activity; zinc ion binding. The transcript is spliced from 17 exons. NCBI's taxonomy places the organism in Eukaryota, Metazoa, Chordata, Amphibia, Anura, Pelobatidae. Gene Ontology annotation, biological process: mitochondrial protein processing. Bases 127 to 2577 code for a protein of 816 amino acids.
UACUGCUGGCUCGCAGUGGAGGUCGUAGUGUGUGUCCCAGGUCUAGGUGUGAUGUCAUAGAGAACACGUCACGGUGGAAGUGUUGGAGCCGUCACACAGUCGCUGUUUCGCCGCCUGUCCUCCCGGAUGGCGCACCGUUGCCUGCUCCUGUCUGGGGCCGGGCGAGCCUUCACCGCAGCCCUAACCCCGCUGUUGGAUAACAGUGCAGCCCGCCAGGCAGGGGCCUGCUGUCUGAGGAGGAUCCAGAACCUAUCAACUUCAUCAGAGGAAAAUGCUCUGUUAACCAAUGCUCUUGCAGCUUAUAGAAGACUUCUCUCUUCUCAGCCGCCAAAAGGUUUUGAGAAAUACUUUCCUAAUGGGAAAAAUGGCAAGAAAUUAAAUGACUCGAAAGGAACUUCAACUGAAUUAAAAGAUGCUAAAGGCAAUGGAAACCAAGCAAAGCGCAAUGAAAACCAGCAUUCGUCAGGAGGGGGAAGUGACUCAACUGGAGGGGGCAAGAAAGGUGGAAAAGGAGGAGGAAAGAAAGAAGACUCCACUUGGUGGACAAGACUGCAGAAGGGUGAAAUACCGUGGGAUGAUAAGGAGUUCCGCUUUUACUUUAUGGCAAGUGCCGGGUUAUGGGCUGGUGUUACCUAUUACAUCUUCUUCAGGAAGUCUGGCAGAGAAAUCACUUGGAAAGAUUUUAUUAAUAACUACUUAUCGAAAGAUGUGGUAGAUCGUCUUGAGGUGGUGAAUAAACGUUUUGUAAGAGUCGUCUUUACACCAGGAAAAACGCCUGUUGAUGGGCAAUAUGUCUGGUUUAAUAUUGGCAGUGUGGACACCUUUGAAAGGAAUUUGGAAACUGUGCAGCAAGAGCUUGGUAUAGAGGGAGAGAACAGAUUACCUGUAGUGUAUGCAGCUGAAAGUGAUGGCUCCUUCCUUCUAAGCAUGCUUCCUACUGUCCUCAUUAUUGGUUUUCUCCUGUACACUGUGAGACGUGGUCCAGCUGGUGGAAGGCCCGGUCGUGGAAUGGGUGGUCUCUUCAGUGUUGGAGAAACAACUGCCAAGGUACUCAAGGAUGAAAUUGAUGUGAAGUUCAAGGAUGUGGCUGGAUGUGAAGAGGCAAAACUGGAAAUUAUGGAAUUUGUUAAUUUCCUCAAAAAUCCAAAGCAGUAUCAAGAUUUAGGUGCCAAAAUCCCCAAGGGUGCAAUUUUAACUGGUCCUCCUGGCACUGGAAAAACACUUCUGGCAAAAGCAACAGCAGGAGAAGCCAAUGUCCCUUUCAUUACAGUCAACGGUUCUGAGUUUCUAGAGAUGUUUGUUGGUGUUGGUCCAGCAAGGGUGCGUGAUUUAUUUGUCAUGGCUAGAAAAAAUGCCCCUUGCAUUCUUUUUAUUGAUGAAAUCGAUGCAGUUGGUAGGAAGAGAGGACGUGGAAACUUUGGAGGGCAAAGUGAGCAGGAAAACACUCUCAACCAACUUCUGGUAGAAAUGGAUGGGUUUAACACCACAACAAAUGUAGUUGUAUUAGCUGGAACAAACAGGCCAGAUAUUCUAGAUCCUGCCCUGAUGCGUCCUGGGCGAUUUGACAGGCAGAUCUACAUCGGUCCACCCGAUAUAAAAGGCAGAGCAUCUAUAUUCAAGGUUCACCUUCGGCCUUUGAGAAUGGAAAGCACCAUAGACAAAGAUAGUUUGGCUAGAAAAAUGGCGGCAUUAACACCAGGAUUCUCAGGUGCAGAUAUUGCGAACGUGUGUAAUGAAGCUGCCCUAAUUGCUGCAAGACACCUUGCUGAUGCCAUAAACCAAAAGCACUUUGAACAAGCCAUUGAAAGGGUUAUAGGAGGUUUGGAAAAGAAAACUCAGGUCCUACAACCAGAAGAAAAGAGGACAGUGGCUUUCCAUGAAGCUGGUCAUGCAGUAGCAGGAUGGUUCUUGGAACAUGCAGAUCCUCUCUUGAAGGUUUCCAUCAUCCCACGGGGGAAGGGACUUGGUUAUGCACAGUACCUGCCUAGGGAGCAAUAUCUGUACACUAAAGAGCAGCUUCUGGAUAGAAUGUGCAUGACACUGGGAGGACGGGUCUCGGAGCAGAUAUUCUUUGGGAAAAUUACAACUGGUGCACAAGAUGAUCUGAAGAAAGUAACACAAAGUGCUUAUGCCCAGAUUGUCCAGUUUGGCAUGAAUGAAAAAGUUGGACAAGUAUCCUUCGACCUUCCACGCCAAGGAGAAAUGGUACUGGAAAAGCCUUAUAGUGAGGCAACAGCAAGAAUGAUCGACGAUGAAGUUAGGCUACUUAUCAAUACUGCUUAUGAGAGAACACUCGAGCUCCUUACAGAAAAGAAGGCUGAAGUUGAAAAGAUUGCUCUUCGGCUUUUGGACAAGGAAGUGCUUAGUAAAAGUGAUAUGGUGGAGCUACUGGGCCCCAGACCAUUUGCUGAGAAGUCUACUUACGAAGAGUUUGUGGAAGGCACUGGAGGCCUGGAGGAAGAUACCUCCCUUCCUGAAGGUCUGAAAGACUGGAACGUAGACCGUGAGAAGGAGAAAGAAGAAUCUUCAGAGGAGCAGAUUGCCAGGCAUAUAAGUGGAAAGAUAACUACUUUUUGACACUGGACAAAAGACACUUUAUUUUCAUAGGAAUUUGGAGCACUUUUUAAAUAAAAUGUAUUUCUCCUGAAA